GUUUUCAGUUUCGGUUUCCAGUUUCCAGUAAGCAAAACCUAUCUCAUUGGCUGUGCUCCAGUCAAAGAGGGAGUUGUUAUAAAUAUCCAGAGUCAGAUCUUCUGGAAAACACAUCCAAGCUCAGACUUUGGAGUCUAUUACAUAGAAAAUCUGCUUCUAGCCGUCUCUGCAGAUUAGACUCAGGUUGAUGCUUGUCACUUUCUGCACCAUGGAAUUCUUCCCAGUAGCCACUUCAGUGUCUUCCCUGGCUUCUAAGGUAAUGGGGUCCAAAGUAAUGUCAGUGAGCCUGGCCAAAGCCACAGAGGUGGUGUCCGUAGGACUCACCCUGUCAUCCACAGCUGCUCUGAGCCAGGCCACAACUUCCCUGGGAUCCCUGCUGGGGACACUGAAAGCCUCCUGCCUGCUGGGAUCCCCUGUGGUGAACUUGACUGUUUUCAAGGUUGGAGCCAAAGCUGCAGCAGCUGUGAUAGGAGGAGCCCUGUCCACGGCGGCCGUGCCCGCCAUGCUGAACGCCGUGGGCUUCACCGGGGCCGGGAUCGCCGCCUCCUCGCUGGCGGCCAAGAUGAUGUCCGUGGCUGCCGUUGCCAACGGGGGCGGGGUCGCCGCCGGCAGCCUGGUGGCCACGCUGCAGUCCGUGGGAGCAGCUGGACUCUCACUGUCAUCCAAAAUCAUCCUGGGCUCCACAGGGACAGUGCUCGUGUCCCGCAUGGUGGGCCUGUAAUAGUUUCCCGCCUCUCCGCCUGCAGAGAAGAGCCCUGCCGCCACCGGCCCGCCCGAUGCAGGGAGGGACCAACCCUGGGUGACAACUGUACCCUGAGGAAAAUAGGAAUAAAAAUUGUUAUUGCA
Mirounga angustirostris (Northern elephant seal) is the source of this 846-nucleotide messenger RNA. RefSeq names its product interferon alpha-inducible protein 27-like protein 2. The transcript has 6 exons. Bases 188 to 721 code for a protein of 177 amino acids. Lineage: Eukaryota; Metazoa; Chordata; Mammalia; Carnivora; Phocidae. Gene Ontology annotation, biological process: apoptotic signaling pathway. Gene Ontology annotation, cellular component: mitochondrion; membrane. The record is from RefSeq and is a predicted model, not a curated record.